Molecule: messenger RNA, 1368 nt
Organism: Mytilinidion resinicola
Lineage: Eukaryota; Fungi; Ascomycota; Dothideomycetes; Mytilinidiales; Mytilinidiaceae
Product: cytochrome P450
Exons: 3
Coding region: 1-1368 (455 amino acids)
Molecular function (GO): heme binding; iron ion binding; monooxygenase activity
Source: RefSeq, a predicted model, not a curated record
AUGAAGUUUUCCACAAAUUCACCUGUUCUGUUAGCUCUUUGCGCUCUCCUUGCGAUCUGGAUUACGAAAUGGAUCGUACAUACUGCCGCUCGGAUACUUACCAUGCGGCGUCAUGGUUGCCAAGAACCUCCGAAGUAUCCUCACAAAGACCCGUUCUUCGGCAUUGACCUGUUGUUACUAUACACGAAAUCUCUUGAAAGCCAAACUUUUCUCAAUCUGAACCAAAAUCUGUUCGCGUCGUACGGGAAAACCUUCAGGGCAAAAUUCUUGGGUGCCUCGAUUAUCAAAACAAUAGAUCCACACAUCACGAAGUAUGUGCACGCCACCCACUUCAACCAAUUUGGUGUAGAGAAUAUUCGGAUCAAGGCCGCCCCACACCUCUGGGGUGAUGGCAUCACAAUGGUUGACGGGGAGCGUUGGGCGAAUCGCAGAGCUCUGAUCAAGCCUUCGUUCGAUGUCGUUCAUAUCUCCAACCUGGGGAAUCGGAGUUUGGAGACACACGUCCAAAGGCUAAUGCGCUUGCUGCCGCGUGAUGGUUCAACGGUGGAUUUGAUGCCACUAUUCAAACGCCUAAGCCUAGACACUUCGAGUCAAUUCAUCCUAGGUGAAUCUUUGGAUGCUUUGCUGUCAGAAGAUGCACACAAGGAGUUUUUGGACGCGAACUUCUAUGCGCAGCGGGGCACGGGAAUUCGAAUGAUGAUCGGAAGUCGUGCCUCGUUUUUCCAUCGAGACCAGAAGUGGCGAGAUGCGUGCCAAACAGUCAACGACUUCCUCGACGAGCGCGUCGACAAAGCGCUACUUCGCCUUGAGAAAAGAGAGAGUACCGAGCUAGGUGGCGGACGAGGACGUCUUCGUCUGAUCGAUGAGAUGGCAAAAACCACGAAAGAUCGACAGGCCCUCCGCUUCCAGCUACAGAACGUGCUUACGCCGGCUCUCGACAGCCCAGCCAUAGUACUAAGCAAUAUCUUCUUCUAUCUCUCCAGGAAUCUGUGUAUUGAGUCAGUCGUUCUCCCCAGUGGCGGAGGAAGAGACGGUAGGGCACCCUUAUACGUUCAGAAGGGAGAGAUAGUCGAAAUGAACUUCCGAUGCAUGCUUCGCAACAAAUCUUUUUGGGGGGAAGAUGCAGAGGAGUUCCGGCCAGAACGCUGGGAGAGGAUUUGUCCCACCUGGGAGUACGUGCCUUUCGGGGGAGGACCUCGUAUUUGCCCCGCUAUGCGGCUGGUGUUCACGGAAGUCGCAUAUACGGUGGUCACAAUCGCGAGAGAGUUCGCCAGCUUAGAGAGUCGCGAUGAGAAGCCAUGGACGGAGCAAAUGAGGGCGACUUUUGAGAACAAGAACGGUGCAAAGGUUGCUUUGAUACCAAUAUAA